ACCACCACCACGCGCACUCUCGCGAUAUUAGAACGGAGUUGUGAGUGCAACUUGCGUGUGUGGAAUAUGAGUUAGUGACCGGAAACGACCAUGAUAAUUCCAAGUGGUCGGCUGCUCUGGCUGGCUGGGUUUUGUUGCGUGAUACAUGGACGAGGAGCUGUGAAUGGUUACCCAGCUUCCACAGGGGCCACGAAGAAAUCCUCCUUUUACUUUCCUGAUGACCCGGUGUUGACUGGACAUACCGUGGACUGGCGGCCAGAUGAGGGUGACCUGCAGUCUGACACGACACUGACAUCCCGCUCCCUAUCUUCGACACAGUGGGGUCUUCCUGAUUCCAGGGCUCGAUUCCCGACCACAACGGCGGCGGCUGGAUCAACAACGUCAAGUUUGCCGAUCAUUUUCCCGGAAACGAUGGAGGUUAGAGAAUCAUGGAGGGGGUCUUCGGUGCCGACCCAGAGUCAAGAUACGCGAACAGUGACUGCUACAACACAGUCGACUUCAACCGCGACGACCCAUCAUCCGGACUUCACGCCCAACUGCAGUUCCGUUGACGAGCCGCACAUGAACACCUACGGCAUUUGUUCCGUGCUCAACGACUACCCAGAAGACGUUAUUCGGCGGGAGCUUGAAGGCAAGUUUGGGCAAAUGGUGACGGACCUGUUGUUCUUCGACUCUGGAGCUGAGAUGCCCGUGCAGGCCAAUGUUUCUUCGGACUCGCUGCCCGUGUUCCACGCGGAGGACUUCACGACCACGGAGAUAUUGUCUAGCCGUGGUGGCAUCACGCCGGAUUUGGCGGCUUCUGACACACCAAUGUGCUCGUAUGAUACGAAACCGUUGCGUGUCCAAGCAGCGAAGAACACCAACGAUACGUGGCGUGUGAUAGUGAAUGACAGAAGAUAUGUGCAGACUGUCCAUGCUGAAUUAUGCAGAGCUGAAGGAGAGCCUUGUAGCGGUCUGAAGGACAUUAGAGCUGCCUUUGGGAUGGAAACUGUGUGCAAGCAGAAGUACACUAGUCGACGACUGUUGGCAGUGAAGAAAGCAGACGUGGCUGGUGUUGAUAACGAGCUUGUGACCGUCAUGGAGUAUUUCCGACUUCCGUCCUGCUGUGUUUGUUAUACCCGGAAGCGACUCAACUCCCUCUCGAGAUCUGGAUUCAGUAGGAGAUGAUGUGGUGACGUCGAGAUCUGUUCCUUAUCUUUUUUUCUUCCGGACGACUGUUGAGACUAUUUUUUCUUGUGUUUUAUAUUGUAAGCCGCUUAAAUGCAUUUUACUCGGAGAGGCUACUUUUCCAACUUGUGGAGCUUUCCAGUUCUUAUUUUUUUGAUGAGAUUUCCGUCGUGGAACUGGCUCUAGGAAAUAAAAGGAACGCUGUCGUUAAGAUGGACUCAGGAUGUAUUCACUGACGAACCUGUUAAUUUACUUGUGCUACAUGUGUGGGCAAUGUCUUUUUGGUAGUGCUGAGGAUCGGAUCAAUCUAUGCGAUGUGACCUGUU
Messenger RNA from Notodromas monacha, 1493 nucleotides. The record is from the annotation of a GenBank genome assembly. Lineage: Eukaryota; Metazoa; Arthropoda; Ostracoda; Podocopida; Cyprididae.